AUGCCACCAGCAAAGCUGGCUCCUCCUCAACCUGCUCAGGACGAAACCGCGCAGCCGACCUUAUGGCAGAGGAGUCUUAGUUGGAUUCCUGGCACUCAACAAUUCAGAACGCGAGCCAAGCUCCUGUCCAAUUCACGCGUCCCUUUGCUUUAUUCUGUCUCCGGCCUGGUCCUCCUCGUCGUUCUGCUCGUUCAGUUCCUCACGUCCAGAGACGUCCAGCCGCGCCUUUGGGCACCUACUUCCUCUCCCGCGUCCGCACCUGAUAGUCCUCCACAGCCAACGCCGAACCCGUUGAGCCCGUUUGGUGACAGUGUCUACCGCCAAGAGGCAUACUUUGAUUUACUGGAACCGGGCACUCAGUGCAGACCCAAGUCUCCGUUCACUUCAGAUCUGCCAGUUACACACGCGUUGACCAACAUGGCGCUGGAGGCAGAGGCCAAGCGCAUGGUUGCACAAUUUGAGUACACGGCCGAAGAUGUGAACAAGGGUGUAAAAGAGUUCAUUCGGGAGAUGGAAGAAGGCCUGGAAAAGCAGGGGACCUCCAUCAGUCAGAUCCCAACCUACGUCACAUCCGUCCCCAAUGGCACUGAAAAGGGCGUCUAUCUGGCCGUGGACCUAGGCGGUACCAACUUCCGCGUAUGCUCGAUAACGCUGCAUGGCAAUCAGUCCUUCUCGCUGCAGCAAUCCAAAGUCGCUGUCCCGCGGGCAUUGAUGGAAGCAAAGACCGCACACGAGCUCUUCUCCUUCCUCGCCAAACAAAUCGAGGCUUUCCUCAAAGCACAUCACGCCGACCAUUUUGAGACAUACCAGAACAAAUCUGGCGAGGUCGAAUUUUUCGAUCUGGGUUUCACUUUCAGCUUCCCUGUCAAUCAGGUGGGCAUCAACAAGGGGAAAUUAAUGCGAUGGACCAAGGGCUUCAACAUCGAUGAAGCUAUAGGGCAAGACGUCUGUGGUCUGCUGCAGAAGGAGAUUGACGCAUUGAAUCUCCCCGUGAGAGUAGCAGCUCUCGUGAACGACACCGUCGGCACUCUCAUGGCGAGAUCAUACACUUCUCCGGGCAAGACCAGUACGUUGAUCGGCGCCAUCUUCGGCACAGGCACGAAUGGCGCCUAUGUCGAAAAGCUGAGUAGAGUGAAGAAGAUGAAGGCCAUAGACGAGGCAGAGGGUGGUGUUGCUAAUUACGACUCGUCUACCGGGCUGAUGGUCAUCAACACAGAAUGGGGUAGUUUCGACAACGCCCUGUCAGUCCUGCCUAACACUCAGUACGAUGUGGACUUGGACCGAGAAUCUGUGAAUCCAGGCAUCCAAAUGUUUGAGAAACGCGUGUCGGGGAUGUUCUUGGGCGAAAUUCUGCGGCGUGCGCUACUCAGUCUCUACCAGCACCCCGACGCGGGUGUCGCCUUGUUCAAAGACGUAACGUCACACGACAACGAUAUUAGGAGUACGACAACCGUGGCUGACGACAGUCCCCUAUUUAAGAUAUGGGGUAUUGAUACCUCGUUUCUCUCCAUUGUCGAGGAAGAUCAUUCGGACCACUUGCGUAUCACCAAGCAGACACUGGAAAAAGAGUUGAAGAUAGAAGCCGCCUCAACCGAGGACUGUGUUGCGGUCAAGAUGCUUGUGCACGCGAUUGGGAAACGCGCGGCGAGACUGAGCGCCGUCGCCCUUGCUGGCGUCAUCAUCUCCACGAACAAACUACAUGAAGACGAGAUAGUCGACGUGGGCGUGGAUGGGAGCUUGGUGGAGUAUUAUCCGGGUUUCGAGGAGUACAUCCGCGAGGCAUUCAGGGAGAUUGAAGGCAUCGGCGAAGAUGAGAAGCGGAUAAGAAUCGGGCUUGCAAAGGACGGCAGCGGUUUGGGAGCAGCGUUGAUUGCACUCGUGGCUCAUAACGCAGACCAAUCCUUGUAG
Messenger RNA from Fonsecaea erecta, 1908 nucleotides. RefSeq lists its product as hypothetical. Bases 1 to 1908 code for a protein of 635 amino acids. Gene Ontology annotation, molecular function: D-glucose binding; fructokinase activity; mannokinase activity. Gene Ontology annotation, biological process: glycolytic process; intracellular glucose homeostasis; glucose 6-phosphate metabolic process. The record is from RefSeq and is a predicted model, not a curated record. Gene Ontology annotation, cellular component: mitochondrion; cytosol. The transcript is spliced from 2 exons. Lineage: Eukaryota; Fungi; Ascomycota; Eurotiomycetes; Chaetothyriales; Herpotrichiellaceae.